Seminavis robusta is the source of this 1245-nucleotide messenger RNA. The record is from the annotation of a GenBank genome assembly. NCBI's taxonomy places the organism in Eukaryota, Bacillariophyta, Bacillariophyceae, Naviculales, Naviculaceae.
AUGACUCUCCAGAACACCAUGUGGACCGUUGUUUCCCUUCUCUUGGUUGGUUUGUCUAGCGAGAUGGUUUCAGGCCAAGAGCUUUGUUCGUGUUCACCGUCGACCUACGAGUUCACAUUCGACUUUAGCUUGGACUGUCCUCGUGCUACCAACGACUACCCAGAUGGAAUAUCCGAAGUGACAUGCUUCAUCACGUCCUUCUCGGCGGAUGUGGAGGACCUGACACCGAUAGCAGUGCAGUCGAUAUCUGUUAUCGAAGCGGAUGUCGACCGUAUUCCAAUAGCACAGAGUCAAAUCGAAGGAGAGUUUGUUACUGGAGACACCUUUACAUACUCAUCCAUCUCAGCGCUCGGAAACUCGACACAAACGCCUCAGUCUAUUCAACUCACCAUCACCGGAACAAAUGCUGGAAACUCAUCUCUAGUUCAAGUAUGGGCGAUCAAGUUCACUAAUGAUUGCGAUGUCUUUCCUGUGCUGGAAGAAGGAGAGUCCUUUGGCUGGACUGAAUUUUCUGAUCUAGGCUUGCCCAGGUCUGAAGUAUGUCCAGCUGCCCCCCUCUCGACAUUUGCCCCAACCAUGCCCGAGGUAGCCCCAACAAUGGAACCGACGAUAGAGGGGACCGAUCCCGUUCCUGCGGUACCGACUAUCGAGCCCAUGGAGCCUACAGCAGAGCCUGUGGAGCCUACGACAGAGCCAACAGUGUCGGAAAUUGUUACAGACGCUCCCACUAAUCGACCGAAGAAGACCCCAGAACCUACCCUUGUAGCAACAGACAUGCCGACCAUUCGCCCAACAUUUCUCCCAACCGCUUUGCCCUCCAUUGUUGAGACAUCGCCAGUUGUUGAUGAGUCACCAACGUUAGAACCAACGACGACGCCCCCGCCUACGAAAAGCCCCAAGGGCGGAGGCAAGGAGCCAGACCCCACAUCCCCCCCAACGCUUCUUCCGACCAUGAAGGUGGUGACCAAGACACCAACGAUUCAACCCACCGUCACACCUGCAACCCCGUCCCCUACGAAGAGACCCAGUCUGUCACCAGAGGAAACUGAAUCUCCUUCGCUGGCAAUGUCGUUCAGUUACGACUAUGAUCUCGACUAUGAAGUGGAUAUGGAGUGGGGUCGUGGUGACGACUCAGAGGACUCGGAUGAGGAUGACAAGAAAAGUGCAAAGAAGACCAAGAAGGCCAAGAACUCUGAUGAUGGGAGAGGUAGAGUACGAAUUGGACAAAGAAGAAUCCGCCACUAG